AACUCCAUUGAUGGCUUAAGCACCCUUGAACCCAUUUCUCAUCAAAUGCGUCGCCCAAAAUGGAGAAUUUAGAUCACAAUAAUAAUAGUGAGCUUGAUGGAGAACAAAAGAGGAAUGUGUGUAUUCCUUCAACAUCUUGUGGUUCAGUUUACCGUUUGUUUGGUCGACAGAAACCAAUUCAUCAGAUAAUGGGAGGUGGUCAAGCUGCUGAUGUGAUAUUGUGGAAGAAAUGGCAUGUGUCAAUUGUUGUUAUAAUAAUGGCUACUGCUGUGUGGCUAUUAUUUGAGCGGUCCGGUUUGCCAUUCUUAUCAAUAUGCUCAGAUGUUCUGCUUAUCUUGGUAGUGUUACUGUUCAUUCGUGCAAAUUAUUGUGUCAUGACAAAUAGACCGCUGGAAGAGCUGCCUGAACUAGAGUUGUCAGAAGAUUUGAUCACCUCUGCUGCUGCUUCUUUUCGUGUCAAAGUGAACUACUUUCUGUUGAUGGCACAUGAUAUCACCCUUGGCAAGGACUUUAGACUGUUCUUUAUGGUGGUGACAGCUUUGUGGCUCUUUUCUGUUGUUGGUAGCUUUUAUUCUUUCGCUACACUUGCUUAUAUAGGACGUACGAAUCAAGCUGGACGGUUUUGUUUGAAUGUUCAAAGCCUCCUAACUCUCCUCCUUGAGAAUAGGUCUUCAUAGUGGAGUAAGCAAGGAAAAUAUGUUUCUUGGAGACCCAAAUCACAGUUCCUCAAAGUAAAGAUACAAAUAAACUGAAAUUUCUCAAGUAUCUUUUUUCAAACAGAAUGUGUUUGUUAGUUAUUAAGGUAUGACACCAUAAUGCUAUGCCCCCAUUAUGCAUGUCUUUUGAAUUAAGUUGGAUGUUCUUGUUUGAAUGUUCAUAGUAUGUUCAAACCUAAUCCAAACCAAAAUUAUGAAAUGUCAAAACCAUAUUUCUUAUUUCGUUUGGAUUGAUUUGGUUUACGAUUUUUUCCGAAUAAACUUACUGCAAUUGAUGAAUAUAUAAUUAGUAUAAACUUGUGUUCUAAGCUAAUACUUAUGGGGUAUGUAUAUUAAGUAUACUUAGCCUUCAUCUCAAGGUAGGCAUUGACACCAUUUAUCAUCAAAUGAUUCAUACUCUGGAAUGCGACUGUUUUAUGCUUUUGUCACUGACUUAAGACAGAAUCCCACCUUUAAGGGACUUGGGACCUAUGAUAUUAAGAUUUAUUGUCGUAGGAUCAAUAACGUGACAAAAUUUUAUGCCGAAUGUCAUCGAACGACCAGAUGCCUGGAUUAGGGAUGUAGUAGAGUGUCUAUUAAGUAUAACUUGUUAAAAAUAUCUAGUUUGGGCAUAGUGCCAUAUGACUGACUUUGGCCAAUAAAUAAUUUUAACUGUAUAUUUAUUUAUUGAAAUUUGAAAGCUUUUUUCUUUUUAAAAGAGUGAUGCAUUUGUUAUGGAAUUCGAUGGAAAUCUAGAUAUUAUAGUACAAGUAAAUUGUUUUCUCUAGUUUUCUUAAUAUGUGUUCAGAUGUACAAGAAGAAGCCCCUUGAAUUAUAAGCCAUAGAAAUGGAAAAUAAAUAAUUAAUUUCGUAUGAAUAUAGAAAAUAUUGCACGUUCACGAUGGUUAGUAUGACUCGGGUGCUUAACAGACUCCCAAUACUAUAUUUCAGUACUCUAUUGUGUUUCCUCACUUGUGUGCUGUUUGUUUU
Amaranthus tricolor (Joseph's coat) is the source of this 1685-nucleotide messenger RNA. Its product is annotated as reticulon-like protein B16. The record is from RefSeq and is a predicted model, not a curated record. The transcript is spliced from 6 exons. Lineage: Eukaryota; Viridiplantae; Streptophyta; Magnoliopsida; Caryophyllales; Amaranthaceae. Bases 60 to 677 code for a protein of 205 amino acids.